Pisolithus orientalis is the source of this 966-nucleotide messenger RNA. RefSeq lists its product as uncharacterized. NCBI's taxonomy places the organism in Eukaryota, Fungi, Basidiomycota, Agaricomycetes, Boletales, Pisolithaceae. The record is from RefSeq and is a predicted model, not a curated record. The transcript has 3 exons. Bases 230 to 916 code for a protein of 228 amino acids.
GUGUAACGGAAACCGUUUUGCCUGAGUGCCCAGAAGGCAGACUUGUCACCCGAAGCACCAAGUACUCAGUUGCCCAUACACGUGCAAUCUUGUUUUCCGUCGCCUGGUUUGGUACAAGGUCUCCUCUACCAUACCAAUGGACAUUACCCUUGAAGCUAAAGGCUGGCGUAAUGAUCUGCCUAGCUAGUCUGCGUUGAUAAUGCCAACGCGUAUCUUGUGAUCCUCGACAAUGCCAAGUUUUUGGUAUUACAUAAAACGGCGCGGAGCUUGGCUUUCUUGGUCGUUCGUGGGUUCAUUCCACUUGAUAAGCGUCAUUGCCGAGCCAAGGGUGGCCAUACCCCGAUUGGCAAAGCAAACCAAUCAGAGACGCAUAGGAGGUGGUUCACUGGUUGUCGUAGAGUCCAUACUGUGUGUCCCUCCACACACUGUGUUUCACCUGGAUGCCCUGAAGCGUGAGGGUGACUCGCAGCUAUCUCGCAGCUUACGGAAGGGUUGCCGUCAGGUGGACUGCUGGCAGGACAGUGGCCGCUGCCACCCUCUUGCCCGUCCGUCCGUCCAAGUCGCUAAUAGCGAAGUCCGCACAAAACACUAUCAUCAUCGCCGAAUGAACUUCGGCGCUCAUGGUAGCAUUCGUCCCCCCAUCCACCGCCCACCGUGCAGGGUAGGACCUGAUAGUAACCCAAAAUUCGUGUCAGCGUUACCGUUCUCGAUCGCAACUCCUUCCUUGUCUUUCCAUUCAAACCGAUAUUAUCGUCUCGUCACGGGGCACAUUGACAAGAAGAAGCACGUACAUAUCGUAUUGGGUACCAUCCAUUCAUGCAAACAUCGCGUCAGAAUUUGGUUACCGUCUUUUGUUCUCUUCAGAGGUAGGGAAGGAAGUACUAGCAGGAAGCAAUACUAUGAGCGGCAUCACUGAUCCAUGCAGGAGGGGGGUUAGCGAAACCUCUGAAUUUGUAAUUCCAGAAC